Aspergillus steynii IBT 23096 is the source of this 1707-nucleotide messenger RNA. Its product is annotated as DEAD-box ATP-dependent RNA helicase DBP2. Gene Ontology annotation, cellular component: ribonucleoprotein complex; cytoplasm; nucleus. Gene Ontology annotation, biological process: rRNA processing. Gene Ontology annotation, molecular function: ATP binding; RNA helicase activity; RNA binding. Bases 1 to 1707 code for a protein of 568 amino acids. The transcript has 6 exons. The record is from RefSeq and is a predicted model, not a curated record. Lineage: Eukaryota; Fungi; Ascomycota; Eurotiomycetes; Eurotiales; Aspergillaceae.
AUGUCUUACGGCGGCGGAUACCAGCGCGACUCCUACCGAAACGGCGGUGGUGGCGGUUACUCCAACGGCUACUCCAACGGAGGCGGCUAUGGUGGUGGUGGUUACGGUGGCGGCUCCAGCGGUGGCUACGGAGGUGGCUACGGGGGCGGCGGCGGCUAUGGAAGAGGGGGCGGUGGUGCUGGUGCCGGAGAUCGCAUGUCGAACCUCGGCUCUGGCCUGAAGAAGCAGGACUGGGACCUUGACUCCCUCCCCAAGUUCGAGAAGUCUUUCUACAAGGAACACCCCGAUGUCACCGCCCGCACCCAGCGUGAGGUGGAUGACUUCCGCAAGAAGAGCGAGAUGUCCGUUCAGGGACGCAACAUCCCUCGCCCUGUCGAGACCUUCGACGAGGCUGGAUUCCCUCAGUAUGUCCUGACCGAAGUCAAGUCUCAGGGCUUUGAGCGCCCCACCUCCAUCCAGUCUCAGGGUUGGCCCAUGGCUCUCUCCGGUCGCGACGUUGUCGGUAUCGCCGAGACUGGUUCCGGAAAGACCCUCAGUUACUGUCUCCCUGCCAUCGUGCACAUCAACGCCCAGCCCCUUCUCGCCCCCGGCGAUGGUCCUAUCGUUCUUGUUCUCGCCCCCACCCGUGAAUUGGCGGUUCAGAUUCAGGCCGAAAUCACCAAGUUCGGAAAGUCCUCUCGCAUUCGCAACACCUGUGUGUACGGUGGUGUCCCCAAGGGUCCCCAGAUCCGUGAUCUGAGCCGUGGUGUUGAGGUCUGCAUUGCCACCCCUGGUCGUCUGAUCGACAUGCUCGAGGCCGGACGUACCAACCUUCGUCGUGUCACCUACCUGGUUCUUGAUGAGGCCGAUCGCAUGCUGGACAUGGGUUUCGAGCCCCAGAUCCGCAAGAUCAUCGGACAGAUCCGUCCCGACCGUCAGACCUGCAUGUGGUCCGCCACGUGGCCCAAGGAAGUCCGUCAGCUCGCCUCUGACUUCCUCAACGACUACAUCCAGGUCAACAUCGGUUCCAUGGAACUUUCGGCCAACCACCGCAUCACCCAGAUUGUCGAAGUCGUUUCGGAUAUGGAGAAGCGCGAUAGAAUGAUUAAGCACCUCGAGAAGAUCAUGGAGAACCGCGGCAACAAGUGCCUUAUCUUCACCGGCACCAAGCGUAUUGCUGACGAGAUCACUCGUUUCCUUCGUCAGGACGGAUGGCCCGCACUUUCGAUUCACGGCGACAAGCAGCAACAGGAAAGAGAUUGGGUCUUGAACGAAUUCAAGACGGGCAAGAGCCCAAUCAUGGUGGCCACCGAUGUGGCUUCCCGUGGUAUUGGGCUCCUCGGCCACGUUGCUAUUACAACUAAUGCUCCGUUUGCUAACAUAAGUUUGUUUGAAGAUGUUCGCGACAUUACUCAUGUGCUGAACUAUGACUACCCCAACAACUCGGAGGACUACGUUCACCGUAUCGGUCGAACUGGUCGUGCCGGUGCCAAGGGUACCGCCAUCACCCUUUUCACCACUGACAAUUCUAAGCAGGCUCGUGACUUGAUCACCAUCCUUACUGAGGCCAAGCAGCAGAUUGAUCCCCGUCUCGCCGAGAUGGUCCGCUACAGCGGAGGCGGUGGUCACCACGGCGGUUACGGCCGCUGGGGUGGCCGCGGCCGUGGCCGUGGAGGCAACUUCACCGCUUCUAACGCGGCGCCUCUUGGAAACAACCGCCGCUGGUAA